AUGUAUGCUUCCAAUGAAGAUGAUUAUGCAUUUCUAACAUGUAUAAAUGAUGAUAUAGUACAAGAGACUACUGAUAAGCAUAACAGUAGUCAAAUUAAAAAUAGACAAAAAAAAAUCAAUAAUGAAGUCAAAGUAGAUUAUCGUAAUCAAACCACUUUUACCGUGAUUAAUUUUGUUUUAUUUAACUUAGUGAUUCACUUGAAUCCUUUUGAAAUGACUCAAUUUGACCAUGAGAUAUCGAUCAUAUUGUAUUGA
Molecule: messenger RNA, 255 nt
Organism: Schistosoma turkestanicum
Lineage: Eukaryota; Metazoa; Platyhelminthes; Trematoda; Strigeidida; Schistosomatidae
Source: the annotation of a GenBank genome assembly